Molecule: messenger RNA, 1278 nt
Organism: Saccoglossus kowalevskii
Lineage: Eukaryota; Metazoa; Hemichordata; Enteropneusta; Harrimaniidae
Product: prefoldin subunit 6-like
Biological process (GO): protein folding; chaperone-mediated protein complex assembly
Cellular component (GO): cytoplasm; prefoldin complex
Molecular function (GO): protein-folding chaperone binding
Source: RefSeq, a predicted model, not a curated record
GACAACUUUGCAGAACAUUGACUUAUUUAUGAAAAAGGGAUGUAUUGUUCUAAACUCAUACUUACUCUCAAACCUGCGGACCUAAAAGACAUAAACAUCCAUCCACGAAAGGCCAUAUCGCUGUGACUUUUGUCUGCUCGGUUUUCGGCACCAAAAUAAACUCGGACAGGUCGUUGCCUUGUCUCACCUUUGACCCCGGAAGCUUUCUAACUGUAUUGUGGGUAACGAGUUCCAAUCAUGGCGCCUGGUCGAGAGUUGGAAAUGCUGCAAAAGCAACUUCAAGACGAACUCGAUAAAUUAAAAAAUGUUCAAAAAGAUUACCAAAAAGCUUUGGCUAAUCGACAACAGCUUGAUUCACAAUUGAAUGAAAACAAAAUUGUUAAAGAUGAACUGGACAUACUUGAAGAUGAUGGUAAAGUUUUUAAAUUAAUGGGACCUGUGUUGGUGAAACAAGAUGUGGAAGAGGCAAAGCAGAAUGUAGGGAAACGAAUAGAAUACAUAUCUAGCGAACUGAAAAGAAUUGAAGACAGCAUCAAAGAUUUAGAUAAAAAGCAAGACACGCAUAGAGAAUCACUGAGUAAAUUACAACAGAAAUUUCAACAAGCUCAGAUGAAACAAAUGACAAAAUAAAACAAAUGUAUUUAAUGUAGAAUAUAAAUAGAUAUGUAGCUUAUAGUAUUGUCUGUCAUGGAUGCUUACUUAAGGUGUUGAAAUAAACUGGUCAUGAAAACCAACAUCUUCCCUUUAAUUUUCUUAGUGGUUAUUGUUUUGACUUUAACUCUUCGUCCUACCUGUAACACAACCAGAGGUGCUGGAAGGUAAAAAUCAUUCACAGAAUUUAAAUCUUCUGUUUAAACCACAUAACUGAUGUGUUUUGUCGAGGAUGAAAAUUGUUUUCUGUCAGAUUUUGAAUGAAGGUAUUGAAAUGAAAUACUACUACAGGUAAAUGGUGAAUAUUUGCUAUACAGAGCAUUCCACACUUGAAUACAAUAAAUUAUGUGAUAAAUUUCUGUAUGCAAAUUUUUUGCAAAGUCAUAAACACUGUGAAGAAUGUUCCAAUUGAUAGGGAGAUAGUGAUUUUUAUGAUCCGUUUAUUUCAGCACCUGUUUUGCCUGUGCGCAUAUGAAAGCUACCUAAUUGUCAUUGUCAUUUCAUUUUUUUUUUCACUUUUAAACUAAAUUGGCUUUUUAUUUUCAGUAUAUUUUCACAUCUGUCCAAAUGUAAAAGCGACUUCAGUACCCGGUACACUGCAUUGUUGUUAAUAAACUUUUUUUAUUU